CGAUGUCUCUGAGCACGCGAUCCGCCGAGCGAAGCACCACUCACCCGACCUCUCCUUUGCGACAUUGAUGUCCUUGUCGUCCAUAUACUCGUAAAGACACGUUGUACAGCAUUCCGGACCGACAAGAGCAGCGACUGUAUACAUCAAAGCCGGGCGUGGGAUGUGCUAGCCCGGGGCUCAUGGUGGGCUGCUGAGAAGCAGCAUCCAGGGACAUCAUGUUAGCCAGUAGAGUAUGCCUUCGCGCAUCUACUGCAGCGAAAGCACGACGUCCGGCUCUCCCGAUCCAUAUACAAGCAUCAUGGCACGCGAAGCGAAUAUUCGCAAGCACACCUCGGCACAGGAAAGACGAUGCCCGGGCACGAGUCGCUCAGACCGAGCCAGCUACAAAGCAGCCUGGUGAAGAGAAGGUUGGGCCUGAGGGCGUGGUAAAGACCCAGAAGUCGACCAAGCCAGAAGUAAAGACAGAUCCUCUGCUGGCAGAGCAGACUGUCUCGAACAAGGAGCAGCGGAAAGCGGACUGGGCUAUCAUCAAGGACAUGUCUAAGUAUCUGUGGCCCAAGAACGACUUCGGCACCAAGUUCAGAGUAGGGUUGAGUGUAGGACUCCUGGUCUCAGCCAAGGUCCUCAAUGUACAAGUACCCUUCUACUUCAAAAGCAUCAUAGAUUCCAUGAACAUUGAUUUCGCAGCUGUGGGUGGGACAGCAAUGACAGUGGCUGGAGCAUCAAUCUUUGCCUAUGGCGCGACAAGGAUUGGCGCAGCAGUCUUCCAGGAAUUUCGGAACGCCAUAUUUGCGACAGUCUCACAGAAGGCCAUCCGAAAGGUCGCUGGCAACGUGUUUGAGCAUUUACUGAAGCUGGAUCUCAACUUCCACCUGGCGAGGCAGACUGGUGGCCUUACUCGCGCAAUCGACAGAGGUACUAAGGGUAUCAGCUUCCUCCUCACGAGCAUGGUCUUUCACAUCAUUCCCACAGCACUUGAGAUCAGCUUGGUAUCUGGCAUCCUGACAUACAACUAUGGCUGGAAAUUCGCGGCUCUUACUGUGGGCACGAUGGCUGCAUACUCCUGGUUCACGAUUGCGACCACUGCCUGGCGAACCAAAUUCCGCAAGCAAGCAAAUGCUGCAGACAACAUGGGCGCAACCGUCGCAGUGGACAGUUUGAUCAACUACGAGGCAGUGAAGUACUUCAACAACGAAGCAUACGAGGCCAAGCGCUACGAUGGAGCCUUGAAGAACUAUCAAGAUGCCAGCAUCAAGGUUGCAACUUCUCUCGCGUACCUCAAUAGCGGCCAGAACCUGAUCUUCUCUACUGCCCUCACAGGCAUGAUGUACAUGGGAGCUCAAGGCGUGGCAUCUGGAAGCCUCACAAUUGGCGAUCUCGUCAUGAUCAAUCAGCUUGUCUUCCAGCUCUCCGUCCCUCUCAACUUCCUUGGCAGCGUCUAUCGCGAGCUCCGCCAAUCCCUCCUGGACAUGGAAACUCUCUUCAACCUCCAAAAGGUCAACGUAGCCAUCAAAGAGCCCGCCAACGCUCCACCUCUCCUUCUUAACAAAGGCGGCGAAAUCAAAUUCGAAAAUGUCUCAUUCGGCUACCGCCCAGACCGACCCAUCCUCCAAAAUCUCAACCUCACCAUCCCGGCAGGCAAGAAAGUCGCUAUCGUCGGCCCCUCCGGCUGCGGAAAAUCUACCAUCCUCCGCCUCCUCUUCCGCUUCUACGACGUCCAAUCCGGCCGCAUCACAAUCGACGGCCAAGACAUCCGCGACGUCCAACUCGAAUCCCUCCGCAAGAGCAUUGGAGUCGUACCCCAAGACACCCCACUCUUCAACGACACGAUCGAACACAACAUCCGCUACGGAAACAUCAACGCCUCCUCCACUGAGGUCAUCUCCGCCGCCAAACGCGCUCGGAUUCACCAAAUCAUCGAAUCUUUACCAGAAGGCUACUCCACUAAAGUCGGAGAGCGAGGAAUGAUGAUCUCCGGAGGUGAGAAACAACGUCUUGCAAUUUCUCGUCUCAUUCUCAAAGACCCUCCUCUUCUCUUCUUCGACGAAGCGACUUCGGCGCUUGAUACACAUACAGAAGCGGAACUGUUGAGGAAUAUUCGAGAUGUGAUUGUGGAGAAGAAGAGGACGAGCGUGUUUAUUGCGCAUCGGUUGAGGACGAUUUAUGAUAGUGAUUUGAUUAUUGUGUUGAAGGAGGGAAGGGUGGCGGAGCAGGGGACGCAUGAGAGGUUGGUGGAUAGUGAUGGAAUUUAUGCGGAGUUGUGGAGUGCGCAGGAGAUGGCUUUUAUGGAGGGGGAUGAGCAAGUGGAGAAGAAGGAGGGUGAGGAGCUUGUUUCGAAUGGCGAGAGUGGGAAGAAGAUCUAG
Cercospora beticola is the source of this 2363-nucleotide messenger RNA. RefSeq names its product ABCB family ABC transporter ATP-binding protein/permease (gene ATM1). Gene Ontology annotation, biological process: intracellular iron ion homeostasis; transmembrane transport. NCBI's taxonomy places the organism in Eukaryota, Fungi, Ascomycota, Dothideomycetes, Mycosphaerellales, Mycosphaerellaceae. Gene Ontology annotation, molecular function: ATP hydrolysis activity; ABC-type transporter activity; ATP binding. Gene Ontology annotation, cellular component: mitochondrial inner membrane. The record is from RefSeq and is a predicted model, not a curated record.